AUGUUGCUUGGAGCAGAAUUUUAUCAUCAACUCCUAAGUCCUGGUCAAAUACAACUUUCAAGGGAACUACCAAUUCUACAGAACACUGUGCUUGGCUGGAUCGUAUCUGGAAAAACUCAAAAUGCUAACGCAAUGAUUGCAACAUGUGGGAUAGCAUCAGAAGAUAGUUUUGAAAAUGCAAUAGAACAAUUUUGGAAGGUUGAGGAAGUUGAUACUCACUCAAAAGUCUUGUCAAGAGCAGAGCAACAAUGUGAAGCUCAAUUCACUCAAACUACAUAUCAGAAUGCCACGGGACGGUUCAUCGUACGUCUUCCCUUUAUAAAUGACAGAUUCGCUUUAGGAGAUUCGAAAGACAUUGCUACGAAUAGACUUUUAGCGUUAGAGCGUAGACUUUCAAGGGAUAGUUACCUCAAACGACAAUAUGUAGAUUUCUUAGAUGAAUAUGAAAAAUUGGGACACAUGACCGAGAUAGACAUGGAAAGGAUUAUGUCACCGCAUUAUUUUAUCCACCAUUGUGUUCUUAAACCUGACAGUACCACCACUAAGUUAAGUGUGGUAUUUGAUGCAUCAUCCAAAACAACAUCAGGACAAUCUCUCAACGACUUACUACACAUCGGACCAACUGUUCAAAGUGAACUAUUGUCUAUUCUGUUACGAUUUCAACUUCCUCGCUUUGUGUUUACUACAGACAUUGAAAAGAUGUAUCGACAAAUGCUUGUACAUCCAGAAGACAGACAAUGUCAGCUUAUUGUUUGGAGAAAUGAACCGAAUCAACCUAUAAAAUACUUUGAACUCAAUACAGUAACAUAUGGUACUACAUCAGCACCAUAUCUAGCAACCAAAUGUUUGCAAGCUUUAGCUGAUGACAAUAUGCAAAAUUAUCGAUUAGGUGCAUCUGCUCUCAAAGAAAACUUCUAUGUAGAUGAAUGUUUACACGGGGCAGAUAGUUUGAGAACAUUGUUGGAAACCCAGAGUCAGUUUAACAAAAUACUGACAGCAAGCGGUUUUAAAUUGCGAUUUGUUUCGUUGUUAGCUGUUAUAUUUGCCGUCAUUCGCAGCUGCAGUUUUGAAUAA
Molecule: messenger RNA, 1074 nt
Organism: Teleopsis dalmanni
Lineage: Eukaryota; Metazoa; Arthropoda; Insecta; Diptera; Diopsidae
Exons: 1
Coding region: 1-1074 (357 amino acids)
Source: RefSeq, a predicted model, not a curated record